This is a messenger RNA of Sardina pilchardus (European sardine), 2513 nucleotides long. RefSeq names its product solute carrier family 6 member 14 (gene slc6a14). Gene Ontology annotation, biological process: glycine import across plasma membrane; sodium ion transmembrane transport; synaptic transmission, glycinergic. Gene Ontology annotation, cellular component: plasma membrane. NCBI's taxonomy places the organism in Eukaryota, Metazoa, Chordata, Actinopteri, Clupeiformes, Clupeidae. Gene Ontology annotation, molecular function: glycine:sodium symporter activity. The record is from RefSeq and is a predicted model, not a curated record. Bases 61 to 2007 code for a protein of 648 amino acids. The transcript is spliced from 14 exons.
AGUCUGCCUCAGGUGCGCAAAUUUGUCAGGUGUCAAACGUUUUACCGGCAGCAUCGAGACAUGAGGAAGUACUGGUGGAGCGGUUUGACCGGACUGGUGUUUUGGAACCCAAAAACCAGCGAUAAGGAGGUCGUCCAAGGUCAUGGGGCGCAGAAGAUGGACGCCCACGUGGGCAGCGGGGACGAGAACGCUGAGCGGGGCAACUGGAGCAACAAGAGGGAGUACAUGCUGUCCAUGGUGGGCUACGCCGUGGGGCUGGGCAACGUCUGGAGGUUCCCCUACCUCACCUACAAACACGGCGGCGGUGCUUUCCUCAUUCCGUACACCAUCAUGCUGGCGGUGGCUGGAGUUCCCCUGUUCUUUCUGGAGAGCUCGCUGGGCCAGUUUGCCAGCCAGGGCCCCAUCAACGUGUGGAGAGCUGUGCCCAUACUGCAAGGUGUUGGAAUCACCAUGGUGAUUGUGAGUACGCUGGUGUCUGUCUACUACAACGUGAUCAUCGCGUACAGCCUCUUCUACCUGUUCGCGUCCUUCCAGUACCCGCUCCCCUGGAGCUGUGCUGCCUGGUACGGAGACAACUGCACCAUGUCCCCCAGAGUUUGCAACGAGAGUGUGAGCAUCAACACGAGCCUGUUGCUGAUGAACUCUAGUGUGGGAUCUGAGAACUGCUCUGAGUCCAGUGCCCCAGCAGUACCUGCUAGCAGCCCCAGCGAGCAGUACUGGGACGAGCGGGUUCUGUGGCGGACGGCCUCGAUGGAGGAGACGGGUCCGGUGGUGUGGCACCUGGCCUUGUGUCUGCUCCUGGGAUGGCUCCUCGUGGGAGCCGCCCUCUUCAAAGGCAUCAAGUCCUCGGGGAAGGUGGUGUACUUCACAGCCACCUUUCCCUACGUGGUGCUGCUGAUACUGCUCAUCCAAGGGGCCAUCCAGGAGGGUGCCAGAGAUGGCAUCGAGUACUACAUUGGCAGCAAGUCCAACCUCACCAAGCUGGCAGAGGCCGAGGUAUGGAAAGACGCCGCAUCACAGAUCUUUUUCUCCUUGUCCAUCGCCUGGGGCGGUGUCACGGCUCUGUCCUCCUACAACCGUUUCCAUAACAACUGUUUCCAGGAUGCGGUCAUCGUGUGUGUGGUCAACUGUGCCACGAGCAUCUUCGCGGGCUUCGCCAUCUUCUCCAUCCUGGGUCACAUGGCCUUCGUCUACAAGAAGUCUGUGCCCGAGGUGGCCAGCGCAGGGUUUGGGCUGGCCUUCAUAGCGUACCCUGAUGCCCUGUCCCAGCUGCCCGUGUCUCCUCUCUGGUCCAUCCUCUUCUUCUUCAUGCUGCUCACACUUGGCCUGGACUCCCAGUUCGCUGGCAUCGAGGUCAUCUCAACGUGUCUCUCGGAUGCCUGUCCUGCAUACUUCAAGUCCAAGAGAAGCCAUGUGACCGUCGGCGUGUGUGUUGUCCUCUUCCUGCUUGGACUGCCCUGCGUUACAGGGGCAGGCAUAUACUGGGUCACCCUGAUUGACCACUUCUGCGCUGGAUGGGUCCUUCUGUUUGCUGGACUGCUGGAGUUAAUUGGUCUAUCUUAUAUCUAUGGACUGAAUCGCUUCAUCAAGGACAUUGAGAUGAUGAUCGGCGUGAAGAGCGCCACCUUCUGGCUGUGGUGGAGGGCGUGCUGGUUCUUCAUCUCCCCCGUGGUGAUCCUGGUGAUCCUGAUCUGGUCCCUGUACACCUUCACCCCCCCCACCUACGGCUCGGUGGCGUACCCAGCGUGGGCUGUGUCUCUGGGCUGGAGCAUCACGGCCUUCUGCCUCAUCUGGAUCCCCAUCCUGGCCGUCUGGAGAGUAGCCACUGCCUCCGGAAGCCUCUGGCAGCGUGUGAAGACGGCGUGCAGAGCUACAGAGGACUGGCGUCCGUUCCUGGAGCACCACCGGGGGGCGCGCUACAGCGACGAGCAGCAGCAUCCGGGGAGGAAGCACAUCGAGCUCUACUCCGACCUCUUCGUCAUCUCCAACAACAACACCCGCUUGUGAUCGCCACCGCUGUUUUAAAUCAUAACGUUUUUUUAUGAUCUGUAUGUUUUUAAUUAUUCACAUUUAUUUGUUUUUUCAUCUUUUUGUUAUUUUUUGUUUACAAGUGUUUGUCGUGAAGUAUGCAGGGAAGGUGACAUUUCCUGUUUAAGCUUGUGGAGAAACCUCGUUAAGAGGUCAUGAAGGAUAAGGAGAGCUGUAGAACAAAUCGAAUGGUUUUAAUGAGCACUUGUUUUGUAGGACUAGGUCAUGAUUUCCAUGAAAUGAUUAGUAGUCUGUGUGUGUGUUUUAUAUCUCUGAACUGUUGCGUGGCUCUGCCAACUGUGAGCUGUGUGUUGUUUACACAGAUCUUUUACAGUGUUUUAAUUGUUUUAGACAGAAUGGUCUGUGUGUAGACUGGUCUGUGCUAUCUUUAAUUGUGCACUUUUACUGCACUGUUUACACAAACUUGAUUGAAAUACUAAUUGUUAUUUGCCAUAAAUCAUGCCAUUUAAAUAUUUUCUAUGCAA